AUCAGAAUGCCUGAACCAGCCAAGUCCGCUCCCAAGAAGGGCUCCAAGAAAGCCGUCACCAAAGCUCCCGGCAAGGGCGGCAAGAAGAAGCGUAGGAGCAGGAAGGAGAGCUACGCCAUCUACGUGUACAAGGUCCUGAAGCAAGUGCACCCUGACACCGGCAUCUCGUCCAAGGCCAUGAGCAUCAUGAACUCCUUCGUCAACGACAUCUUUGAACGCAUCGCUUCCGAGGCGUCUCGUCUGGCCCACUACAACAAACGCUCCACCAUCACGUCUAGGGAGAUCCAGACAGCCGUGCGUCUCCUGCUGCCCGGUGAGCUGGCCAAGCACGCCGUGUCUGAGGGAACCAAGGCCGUCACCAAGUACACCAGCUCCAAGUAAACUGCUCCAGUAGAAUUACCACCACUACCCAACGGCUCUUUUAAGAGCCACACACUUCCUCUUGAGAGCAAACAACCUUUUUGUGUGUCGUACACUUGUAGCAUUUCUCACCUCAAUACUAAAUUGUCUUCAGGUCGGAAAAUCAAGUGAAGUAGAAGGUGAUUUAGUAGUUGUGCUGCUGGAUUUGCUACUAAGUCAAUCUAGUAGAUCUAUAGUAGAUCUGAUGGCAAGAGUUGGAUAACAAAUGAUCUUUUGUGAAUAAAGUGUGACAUGCACCUUUUUGACUUGGCAUGAUGUAAUAUAUUUGAGAGCAGAGGGACACCCACUUAACAUAGCAUAAGGUCAGUGUGGGAGUUUGCAAAAAUAUUUCAGCUGUAAUUGUGA
Molecule: messenger RNA, 765 nt
Organism: Doryrhamphus excisus (bluestripe pipefish)
Lineage: Eukaryota; Metazoa; Chordata; Actinopteri; Syngnathiformes; Syngnathidae
Product: histone H2B
Cellular component (GO): nucleosome
Molecular function (GO): protein heterodimerization activity; structural constituent of chromatin; DNA binding
Source: RefSeq, a predicted model, not a curated record